Halichondria panicea is the source of this 4378-nucleotide messenger RNA. Its product is annotated as bifunctional heparan sulfate N-deacetylase/N-sulfotransferase 1-like. Gene Ontology annotation, molecular function: heparan sulfate N-sulfotransferase activity; deacetylase activity. Lineage: Eukaryota; Metazoa; Porifera; Demospongiae; Suberitida; Halichondriidae. The transcript has 20 exons. The coding region runs from base 217 to 3069 and encodes 950 amino acids. Gene Ontology annotation, cellular component: Golgi apparatus. The record is from RefSeq and is a predicted model, not a curated record.
GAUUAUAAGAAGUCUGUGGACACCAAGGGAGUACACUGCACUGUACAGUUGAUGGAUUGAGUGUGUACAGUUUAUUUUAUUGAGUGGACAAAGAUUGCCCAGAAGAGAAGUGUUUUGGUAUUCUCUUCUGAAGAUAUUUAAUGAAGCUACACUGAAGAAUCCUGAAAUGCGCAACCAAGGGACAAUACUGACAUUAGCAUAUAGUGAUCAGUCAAAAUGGGGCAGUUUUUACGACUUGUGCUCCAGUUCCUAAGAUGUCGAAUGAGCCAUCGCAAGAUAUGUAUUUUUUUACUGCUAAUAUCAUUAUUAUUUAUUUUUGUGCUCAUCAACAAGAAUCAUUAUCACAGCAGUGACCUAGUACCGUUUGAAUAUUCAGAGAAAACUACUAAAUUGCGUACCCUCAAGGAAUCAGUUGUUCAAUCAAAUGCCACCAUUCGUAACAUCAUUGAGACGCCCUUUUCGUUACAGCCAACAACCACACUACCCAAGGCAUUUGCUUCAACUAAAGCUCCCCGACAAACCAAUCAGGUUCAAGGACGAGUAUUACUGAUGUAUGACUUCAUCUCUACCCACACUGCCAAAGGGUUAAAGGUCAUUCUGGACUCUCUCCGUGUGCCUGUGGACACGUACAAGUAUCGCCUGGAACAAACCAUCAGCUUGACUGAAGAAAAGGAUACUGCUUCUCGACCUAUAGGGAAAUAUUCUCUUCUGAUAUUCGCUGACCACAUCAGUUUCUUUCACAAAUGGACUCCGAAAGUACGUGACCGUUUUACUAACUAUUCCCGACAAUUCAACGUGACAACCAUUUUUAUACCUCAAGAUGGACGAGACUUGAAAGACCGCCACUAUCAUCACCUAUUCAGUUACAAGGGCCACUCCUCCCUGCCUCUAACACCGACUACAGUUGACCAGGUACACAUCUCCACCAAACUCAAUCUCCACUACUCCAAGAACAACUUGCUGCUUCCUAAAUCGCUUAUUGCCAAAAGUGGCGUCUGGCAUACCUUCCCAACAUUGGCAUCUGCAGAGAUUCAAAACCACAUAUUUAAGCUUGUCAAUCGCACAAACUGCACGGGGCCACACCCAAGAAACCACCGCUGCAAUCUGCCGUCACAACUCGAUCACCUUAUUAACAGGACACAAUUUUCUGCCUCGAAUUUUGAAGAAAUGUGUACUUGGAUUUACACCGAUUCUCAAGGGUCAAUAAAUAAGUCACCUUGCAUUUUGAAUGAACAGGUUACGGAGGGUGGGCCUCAGAUUUUUUUUAUUGGAACACCAAUAAAUUUUUGGCUGACAAAAAUUUUAUUGAUGGAUUUAUUGAGGUUGUUUUCUCGAACGAGAGUUUUGAGGUUUGAUAGGAAACGAUCGAUUUUAAUCGACAUUGAUGAUAUCUUUGUGGCUCCAGAGGGAUUGAAAAUGAACAAAAAUGAUGUACAGGCACUCGUUCAGACUCAGGAGAAACUGCGUAGUUUUGUUCCUGGACUAACGUUUAAUCUUGGUUUCUGUGGGGCAUAUUACAAGAGAGGCACCCCAGCGGAGGUAGAGGGGAGUCAUGAGCUUGUCCGCCGGUCCAACAACUUUCAGUGGUUUGGUCACAUCUUUAACCACCUUCAACCCCACCUACUGCCAUUGGCUAAUCUCACUACGCUCAUGACCCAAAGCAAACAGUUCGCUCAAAAUACCUCCAUUGCUGUGGGGCAUGGUUACUCAGUGUCUCCCCACCACUCGGGCGUGUACCCGGUCUACCCACCUCUGUACGAGACCUGGGGGCGGAUAUGGAAUAUUACUAUGACAACCACGGAGGAAUACCCGAAUAUCUAUCCUGAGCAUUUGAGGAGAGGUUUCAUACAUCGUGGAAUCAUGGUGCUCCCCAGACAGACAUGCAGGUUGUUCACUCACACAAUAUCCUACGAAACGUUCCCCGGAGGUAAAGAAGCGUUUCAUGAAGCUGGCAAUGGUGGGACCGUCUUCAACACCCUCCUCUUUAAUCCAAUCUCCAUUUUUAUGACGCACGUCACCAAUUAUGCCACAGACCGACUCGCUUUGCAACUGUUCUCGGAUCUUUUCCAAUUUACUCGCACCUGGACCAAUCUGGAGCUAACAACUGAUCGACCUUUGAACCUCGGGAAACGCUACUUUGAUAUCUUUCCAGAAGAUAAAACACCAAUUUGGGGGUCUCCGUGUGGUGACAAGAGACACAUUGACAUUUAUCCCCCUUCAAAAAACUGUUCUCGGCUACCUUCACUGCUAAUUCUUGGACCACAGAAAACAGGUACUACGGCUCUGUACACAUUCCUGAAGGAGCACCCCCUGAUAUCAGCUAACAAGAACAACAAAGAUCACUACGAGGAAGUCCAGUUCUUCAGCAAUGAGACACUCUACAACUAUGGAGUCGAGUGGUACAUGGAACAGUUUCCUGUCCCCCACAACAACCAGGUCAUAUUCGAGAAGAGUGCUACAUACUUCACCCACCCUCUGGCUCCCAAAAGAGUGAAAGCCCUCCUCCCUAACAUCAAACUGGUGGUGAUUCUGCUGGACCCGGUCAAUAGAGCUUACUCCUGGUAUCAGCACAUGCAGGCACACAACAGCCCUGUUGCUCUUAAGUACACAUUCUCUGAAGUAAUAGGAAGCAACAGUGCUUCUAAUAUCACUGAUCGAGGAUUGCUGUCACUACGGCAACAUUGUUUGUCGCCGGGCCAGUACCAGAGGCACUUGAACUUGUGGUUGGAUCACUUUCUACCUGAGCAAUUAUUGCUGAUUGACGGGGAAACACUUGCGAUCAAACCAUCCAUUGUCAUGGAAACAGUUCAGGAGUUCCUAAACCUAGAAAUGCUUGACUACAAUGAGAUAUUAAAGUGGAACUCCGGUAAAGGUUUCUACUGCGUCAACAAUCACUGUCUUGGUCCAAGUAAAGGCAGAAAGUAUCCAGAUAUCGCCGUCGGUGACUUGAAGUUUUUGGAACAGUACUAUAGAGUUGAUAAUGUAAAACUUGCACAGUUGCUACGUAGACAUGUAAAAACCCCUAUACCUGACUGGCUAACCACUCAAUUGAGUGCCAUUAGGUCUUAGCUCAAAGAGUAUUAUAACUUUUGUAAAACGACCAACCACCCUCUCAAAAUUUUAAUCAUUUCCGGUAAUCUAUCAUUAUGAUAGACCUUUGUACGUUUUUACUUUUUCUAAAUUCUAAUGUACACGUAGCUAUGGGAUCAGUAAUAAUUAUUUUAUUGAUACAUGUAUUUCGAUUGAAUGUACAGCCUAUUAUGUAAUAAUAAUUAUUAUGAUCUGAAUCAUGCAUGCAUGACAUUAUAAUACAACUUAUGUUUAUAUAAUGUCUUCUGUCGUAACAACGUAAUAAUGGUAUAAUUUCAUUUUUUUAUAAGGCACUUAGUGUACUGUAGGUGGACUGUCUCUGAGCUUUUACUAGUAUAUUCUAUAAACUUCUUGUGUUACUUCCUGAGAGAAGAUAUGUGCAUGCAUACAAAGUUCAUAGGUGUUGCAGUAACUGUUGCUCUAUCUUGUGUUGUGUGCCAUGGUUCAAACGGAUUUCCAGAACCGUGCAACAUUGCAUGUAAUAGCUAUAUACAACUCAGGAAGUUAGAACUUCCUUAUAGGAAGUAUAUGUAUAGGAUUCUUAAACUUCCUUUUAGAAAAAAACCCAUUCUACCUAUAUAUCCUGUAUUUCAGUCUAUAAAAGAGGUGUCUGGGCUUAGUACAUCAUACAAACCAAGACAGCAAUUCAAUAAUUAAUCUACUCAAAACUUCAAGCAAGACAACUCCAAGCUCAUUAAAAUGGCCACCACUGUAAAUCUCAUCAGAAAUGUACUGACCAGUCAGUACCUUACCCAUAACGGAAGCUCUGUGGCAGUUCAUUAUUUGAAGAAUCAUUCAAACAACUUCCACCUCUAUGACGAUGGACCUCUUCGCAGACUGCAAGUGUUCAGUGACAGCAACAAGAAGAUAUCUCACGUUCCAGCUGGAGGCUGUUCCCAAGGCCUGACCACGAACCCCAGUGGAUCCAUGGUUAUGUAACCCCUAAUUCUAGUGUGGGUGUGAAACUGUUUGUGAAGGACGGCAGUGGAAACAGAUACUACCUGAGGGUCAACAUAGCUCAGAGCAGCAAUGUUGAGCUCGUCUGUCAGAGCCACGUCGAUAAUGCACAGUACAAUCCCUUUCUGAGGCAAGAAUUGGAGUUUGAUCUGGUUACAGUUGACAUCAAUGACUUGUAAACUCUGAACACAUUAUACAUAGAAGUGGCGACAAUCAUGCAGUCUAUCACUUAUUACAACAAUAAUUUUAUUUAUUACAACUUUCCUAUGCUUCACCAUCAUGUAUAGAUCAUAAUUAAUUUCUUUUUGGCUAUAAUUAUUAUACUGAGAAA